Messenger RNA from Ipomoea nil (Japanese morning glory), 893 nucleotides. RefSeq names its product OTU domain-containing protein At3g57810-like. The record is from RefSeq and is a predicted model, not a curated record. Gene Ontology annotation, molecular function: cysteine-type deubiquitinase activity. Gene Ontology annotation, biological process: endoplasmic reticulum unfolded protein response; protein deubiquitination. Lineage: Eukaryota; Viridiplantae; Streptophyta; Magnoliopsida; Solanales; Convolvulaceae. Gene Ontology annotation, cellular component: cytosol; nucleus. The coding region runs from base 96 to 656 and encodes 186 amino acids. The transcript has 7 exons.
UGACAAAAAGAAAAAUAAAAAACCAAAUUGUUCUAUUUAAAGUCAAUUAUGCAAUGAAUUCCGUUGUUGAUGCGUGAAAUUUCUUGUUUGUAUUCAUGCAAAAACCACAACUUUCGGCCGGUAACAAUCUUCGUACCAUUUAUUACUGCGAGGUUUCGUGUUUCUGGAAAGUCUUGGUAGCUGAUAUGGAAGAGGGAUUGGGGAUACCAGGGGAUGGAAGAUGCUUGUUCCGUUCAGUGGUUCAUGGGGCUCGGCUAAGAGAAGGAAAGCCAUCGCCAGGUGAAAGCUACGAAAGAGAACUCGCUGAUGAGCUCAGAGAAAAAGUUGUGGAGGAGUUUAUCAAGAGACGAGCAGAUGCUGAAUGGUUUGUUGAAGGUGAUUUUGAUGCAUAUGUCACACAGAUGAGACAGCCCCAUAUCUGGGGAGGUGAACCUGAACUGCUGAUGUCCUCACAUGUUCUACAGUCUCCCAUCACAGUGUACAUGUGGGAUAAGAAGACUACUUGCCUUAAGGUUAUAGCUGAAUAUGGUCAAGAAUAUGGGAAGGACAAGCCUAUUUGUGUUUUAUAUCAUGGCUAUGGCCACUAUGAUGCACUGCAAAACCAUUCUGGUGGCCAACUAUCAAAAAUGAAUAAAGCAAAAAGGUUUUUUCAGUAAUAUAAUUCUUUGGGAGCACAUGGAGGUUAGAGAUCUCCAUUCUAUUGAGCCUCAAAACCCUGUCAGGACAAAAGGGACUUGAAGGGGGAAUUAAAAGUACGCUUUCUUUGAAGCUCUGAUGAUAGUCACUAUGUGUUCCUAUUAGCUUCAUUAUUUUCAGGACAACUUUAUAACUCAAUGCCAUGUAAUAUAACUAUAUAAGAUACUUCAAAAUGAUUAAUCUCUUAUUCUGGAUUA